GACAGAAAACUAGGCAUCCUCUCAAGGGGGAAGGUUGGGAUGUUCAAAGCACCAUAAUGAUGAUUAUUAAGGUUGAAAAUGUUAUCAGUGCGUAGAGAAGCAGAAAGGUCUUGUAGCAGUACGAAAGGUUCCAUACACGAUCGUAAAGUUAAGCAGCUUUGGUAAUAUCCGAAUCCAAUACUGUGUGUCUUGACUUUAAAUAGUAUCAGUUUUUAGUCUUUAUGGAAGGUACAAUUCAUAUUGGUAAACAACUUCAGCAGAUCGCGACGCUGUUCCAUAAGCAAACAGCAAAAUCGAUAAUCCUAGGAUAGUCAUCAUAGCUGUAUUAGUAAUGUUUUAGUAUUAAUCAUAGCAGAAAAAGAAAAGCGUAUUAUACGAGAUAUCAGAGCGGUAAUAGUCUUGCACUAUGAUAAAUGGCUGUGAAGUGACGGUGACUGUGAAGUAGCUGGAUAACAGGCGUCGCGAGGCAAGAGUCCAAGAAGUAACUUCUGUUAUUCCCUGUGACAUUCAUUCUGAACGGAGGGAGGUGUCGCUGGAAAGCACGGCAAAGAAGUACAAGUUACCACGUUGGGGUGAACACUCUUAUGGCGCUGGUGUUGAGCGACGUACUGGGUGUGGGGUUGCAGGUGCUGGAUUUUACUAUGAGCUAUAUGCCCACUUCUAUGCCAUAUGUGCCAUUCCCUGCACCUUCACCAACACAACAGCCGUGCACAAUGAGCGUCAGCCCGCCUGCUGGUGGUAUUCCUUCUCCCAAUUCUGCACUUUUAGCCUCGGUGGAAAUGACUGAUGAUCCUGUCACCAAAGCUGUAAUGGAAAAUGUUUUAGGACGUUUGCCAACUAAAAAGCCCAGGACUACUGUAAAAUGUGAUGUCUGCAAUUUGGAAUUUGCUUCACAAACAGUUUUAGAUUCCCAUGUGGCUGGCUACAAACACCAGCGUAAGGUAAAAUCAGCAGAUCUCAUGAAAACCUUAGAGGAAAAUGAAAUUGGAUUUGAGCGUGAUGAGGUCAGUGGAGUCAUUCGAUGUACUGUGUGUGAUGUGACAGUUAAUUCUCCACAACUGUUAGCAACACACAUUGCUGGCAACAAGCAUAAGCAAAAGGCAGCUAAACGAGCAUCAGGUGAAGGUGGCGGUCCACCUCCAAAGAAGUCCUGCAGCGGCUCAGGGGUCACAGGCCAGUCAGCACCCCUCAGCAGCAAUGGUGGAGUGGAAGACAACACAGCAUAUCCCAAUGGCAACUCUGCAGUCCGCAAAUCCUUGGACGCAGACUUAGAGAUCCCAGAGUGUGUUACUAAGUUGGAGGAGACAAAAGGUGGUGGCAAAUACCUCUGUAACCCAUGCCAGGCACACUGUAAUUCUGGCCAACAACUAGCACAGCAUUUGUCCUCCAAGAAACACCAGGAUAAGCUGAGUGGCCGCAAGCCCAAAGGAGGAGGUUCUUGGCGGGGCAGGCGACGCCCUCCCUUCCGCGGAGGACGAGGUGGACGUCCUCGAUCCCACACAUACACUCAGCCUUUGUCAAGCAACUUUGUUGCAGGAGGAGCCUUGAUGUAAGGCGCAAUAAAGUGUUACUUAGUGUUAGGUUUAUUAUUUAGAAGCUGUCUCUGUCAAGAUAGGUACAACUUGUGUUCAUGUCCAACUACUUCUUUCAUGCAUAUAGGUCCUGUAUUUUAGGUCAUUGUAUGAAUAUCAGAAUUGAUUAGGAGAAUUGUAUGCUUAGUAUAUUCUGCUUAAUUUUAUAGUUUGAUAAUAAUAGUUAGGAUAUAUGAAAGGUGAGAAUAAAGAAGUUUAUUAGAAAGAUGAAGUAGACUACAGUUUUUGUUUCUAUUCCAAAGCUAAAGUUUGGAUAUUAUUAUUUUAUUUUCAACUUGCCCACACUGUCUUUUAAUCUGAUAUAGAAUAUGACUAUGUGUAGACAAACUGUUUGAUUAGGUUGAUACUACUCUGUGUCCUGAAAUAUCAUAUACAAUUGUUUUCAACAUAACAUGACAUGUUCAGUCUACUUAGUUUGAAUUAUCCUGUGUCAAGUUUUCAUUUGAUGUUUUCAUGGUUAUGAUAUGAACUGUAAUGCUGGUAUACCAUUGAUGUUCAGAAUAUAUAUUAGAUAAAAUAUUUCUCACAGGAAGAAUUUCUUUUGUUGAAUUCUUAGAACUGAUGUUAAGUUAAGAGUACCUCAUUAGUGAUGAGGUGUACCUUUUAUUGCUAAAAGGACGUGAUACAUCAUGAAAGAUAUCACAGUAUUUAAUUACAACACAACAGCCUCAUCUUAAAUGGAUGAAUGAAAGGAACUGCCAUGAUAUUUCCAUGUGUAUAGCGGUAUUGCUAGAUAUGUCAUUUUUUCAAAAUGUGGAAUCCAAGGUCCUUCACAUGAAACUAAUGUUGAAGAUGAUGUAUACGUGCACACAUGAUGAGCUCUUAUGUGAAUGGCUUUCUUUCAUCAGCAUAGGAAUGGCUUUCUUUCAUCAUGUGAAUGGCUUUAUUUCAUCUCGUAUACAAGAAGGUGACAUUUGCUAUUACUGCUUGCAGUCUUAGCUGUUUGCAUAUUACUGUAGUAGACCCUUGGAUAAAUUUUUAAAAUUUAUUUUUAAUACUUGCCAUCCUUGGUUCUCAGCAAGCAUUUUUUCUUUUCUUUUCUUUUUUCUUCUUCUCAAUCCAUGGAUUUGAAUAGUGCUGUACAACACAACUACCCAAUAUGGAUAGGUCAUUUUGUCUCAUUUUUCUAUGCAUGAUACUCUGUACUAUGAUAGGAAAUUGUAUGUUUAGGUACAUAAUACACUUAACUGAUAAUGUCAUGGAUUUGCUGAAAUAUUUUAAGCUUUACCAAGAAAAUUGUCUUUCCUUGCUAUAUCAUGUAUUUCCCUCUGACAUAAAUAUUAAGUAUGCAUUCUAAUACACAUGUACUUAAAGAUAAUAGAACUUGUGUAUGCUCUUUAGAUGCUUUGACCAAGGAUAACAUGUUAAUGUAAAAAAAAAAAAAAAGUAAAAAAAAAACAAGAAUGGUAUGCAUUAAUUGAGUUUACAAUGCACAUGUCCUAAGGAAUUUGAAUUGCACUAUGUUGACAAGUAGUGAGUGUCUUGUCAUCUGUUACGCUGUAUUGGGUGGCUGGAUUGAUUAACCUCUUUAAAUUCCCCAAAUAAACAGUUUGGUAGCUCAUA
Penaeus chinensis is the source of this 3155-nucleotide messenger RNA. Its product is annotated as zinc finger protein 385D-like. The transcript has 7 exons. The coding region runs from base 585 to 1553 and encodes 322 amino acids. Gene Ontology annotation, molecular function: nucleic acid binding; zinc ion binding. Gene Ontology annotation, cellular component: nucleus. Lineage: Eukaryota; Metazoa; Arthropoda; Malacostraca; Decapoda; Penaeidae. The record is from RefSeq and is a predicted model, not a curated record.